AUGACCAGCCUCAACACGGUUCGCAGUGUGGCUAUCAUUGGAGCGGGACCAUGUGGACUCGCGGCCGCAAAAUACCUUCUCGCAGAAAAAUGCUUUGAUAAGAUCGAUAUCUUCGAGCAGAGGAGCAGAGUCGGCGGCGUUUGGAUUCAUAAUCCCGCAGCAGAAAAGGCGAAAAUCGCGAUCCCGGUGCCCCAGCUGAAUCCUCAUCCACCGCCUGAGGAGCCCAUAUGGCGCUCGACAAGCGAGGGACGCCGCGAAGCGACAUUCGUCUCCCCGCUUUACACCCAGAUGGAAACCAAUAUUCCCAAGAUGAUCAUGGAAUAUUCCGAAAAGCCCUUUCCUGCUGAUAUUCAACUCUUCCCCAAGUUCGAAGAGGUUCUGGAGUAUCUUGAAGAUUAUGCGAAAGACGUUAAACAUCUCAUUCGUUUUGAGAACCAGGUGCAGGAAGUCAAAAUUGAGGAUCCAUCCAGGAGUACCUGGGCCCUAACGAGAAAAGAUCUGCGCAGUGGACAAAUAAGUACAGAUAUUUACGAUGCCGUGGUUGCUGCGAAUGGCCACUACAGUGUCCCUUAUAUACCGGCUAUCAAGGGGAUCGAAGCUUGGAACGAGGCAUAUCCUGGCGUCAUUUCUCACUCUAAAGUAUAUGACUCACCUGAUGCUUUUCGAGACAAGAAGGUUGUCAUUGUCGGAAAUUCCGCGUCAGCCAUUGAUAUCGGAAACCAGAUAUCGCAAGUGUGCCAGCAACCUCUCCACGCCGCUCAACGGUCAGAGGCUAGUGUUGUACUUCCAAAUGUCCCAUCUGACAGAGUCGCACACGGUGAAAUCGUGGAAUUCCUCUCCCCCGCUACUUCUGACCGCGGUGUCAGAUUUGCAGAUGGCAGCAUAGAGGACAAGAUCGAUGCCAUAUUAUUCUGUACAGGUUAUUUUUACGCAUAUCCAUUUUUGUCCUCGCUGGAGCCACCGGUCGUCCGCGAUGGUUCUCGGGUGCUCAACAUCUAUCAGCAAAUGUUCUACAUUGAGCAUCCUACCCUGGUGUUUCCCGUCUUACCCCAGAGGGUUACCCCCUUCCCUCUAGCUGAGAAUCAAGCCGCCGUGUUUGCUCGCGUCUGGGCUGGACGGCUCGAUCUGCCCUCGAAAGCGGAGAUGAAGGCCUGGGAGGAUUCUGUCGUUGCCCAAAAGGGACCAGGAAAGUCAUUCCACCUGUUGCCGUACCCCCUAGAUGCGGAAUAUCUCAAUUUCUUGUACGAUUGGGCAGAAACUGCUCGGCCACGGCCCGGGUUAGAUAACGAUGGGAGGGGCAAGAGAGGAGUGAGAUGGGGUUGGAAAGAGAAAUGGAUACGGGCUCAUUUCCCCGAGAUUAAGAAAGCGUUCUCGAGCAAGGGCGACGAGCGUCAUUCCAUCCGUACUAUUGAGCAGCUUGGGUUUGAUCCUGACGGUUGGAGGAAAGAACUGGAAGGGCAAGCGCCAUUAGUGAAUCUUUGA
Rasamsonia emersonii CBS 393.64 is the source of this 1482-nucleotide messenger RNA. RefSeq lists its product as uncharacterized. The record is from RefSeq and is a predicted model, not a curated record. Lineage: Eukaryota; Fungi; Ascomycota; Eurotiomycetes; Eurotiales; Trichocomaceae. The coding region runs from base 1 to 1482 and encodes 493 amino acids. The transcript is spliced from 2 exons. Gene Ontology annotation, molecular function: flavin adenine dinucleotide binding; N,N-dimethylaniline monooxygenase activity; NADP binding.